UUACCACUGACGAGUUUGCAUUGACAGCCUCCAACCACUGGAAUGUCUUUAUUCAUCAUGCAGAACUUGCUGAAAUAUAUACUGAGGCUCUGGAAGACAGUUUGUUCUUGGAACAUGAAGAAAGACUUUGCCAUGAAGAUGAAAGAAAAAUUGCUGAUAUCCUCAUGCAUUCCUAUGUUUCUAGAUACUGGGUAACCGUGAUUGCUCAUGCAUGCAGAAAACUCAUGACCUCCUCUUUCCUCUUACAAACAAGCUGGAACAGUAUAAAUGAUUGA
Nipponia nippon (crested ibis) is the source of this 275-nucleotide messenger RNA. NCBI's taxonomy places the organism in Eukaryota, Metazoa, Chordata, Aves, Pelecaniformes, Threskiornithidae. The record is from RefSeq and is a predicted model, not a curated record.